ACACCAAGCUCAGCGAGCUCAUCGACGCGGCCAGCCAGCUCUACAACGACCUCUACGAAGAAGACCGCCGGCAUAAGAAUAGUACUGGCUCUAGCUCCCAGAGCGCGGACUACGGCGAGGCCAUGGACAUAGACGCGCUGCGCCAAGGCUCGAAGAAGAACCGCUUCGACUUCCUCAAGUGGAUGAAGGGUCGGUGCUUCGGCUGUGGGUCCGAAGACCAUAACAAGUCUAACUGCACCCGGGUCCGGAGUGGCGCGGCCUGUGGGUACUGCGGACGGAUCGGGCACUUCCAGGACGUCUGCCAAGACAAGUACCUCGGCCUUGAUCGGGGACGUGGGCUACGCUCCAACCCGGGUCGAUCAGGCAACGACUCGGACCGGAAUAUCCGUAGUGCGUCUCAGGAGGAGGACAAAGCCGAGCAGCUGGCUGCCAAGCUCGACAAGAUCCAGCUGCAACUCAAGGAGCUCAACGCGGCCAAGGCGGAGGUAGAAGAGGGGUUGAAGGAUUUUCUGUAA
Messenger RNA from Peniophora sp. CBMAI 1063, 515 nucleotides. The record is from the annotation of a GenBank genome assembly. Lineage: Eukaryota; Fungi; Basidiomycota; Agaricomycetes; Russulales; Peniophoraceae.